Synchiropus splendidus (mandarinfish) is the source of this 3113-nucleotide messenger RNA. It is a transcript of the gene aldh6a1, whose product is annotated as aldehyde dehydrogenase 6 family, member A1. Gene Ontology annotation, molecular function: methylmalonate-semialdehyde dehydrogenase (acylating, NAD+) activity; malonate-semialdehyde dehydrogenase (acetylating, [NAD(P)+]) activity. Gene Ontology annotation, cellular component: mitochondrion. The record is from RefSeq and is a predicted model, not a curated record. NCBI's taxonomy places the organism in Eukaryota, Metazoa, Chordata, Actinopteri, Syngnathiformes, Callionymidae. The coding region runs from base 103 to 1674 and encodes 523 amino acids. Gene Ontology annotation, biological process: L-valine catabolic process; thymine catabolic process. The transcript has 12 exons.
CAGCAAGGCCCGCCCUCGGAAUAUGACACAUAUGCCCGUUAAAGCCACACUCACCUGUCUUCCCUGCAAAGUUGAUCAACUUCACGCACCAGAACAUCCACCAUGGCAGCUCUAAGAACAGUGCUGAGGACCAAGGUUCCCCUUCAGUUGGGCCGCAUGUGCUACUCGUCCUCGGUGCCAACCACCAAGCUAUUCAUUGACGGCAAGUUGGUGGAAUCCAAAAGCUCAGAAUGGCUGGAUAUUCAUAAUCCUGCGACAAAUGAGGUGAUAGCUCGGGUUCCUAAAGCCACCGAGGAGGAGAUGACCGCUGCGGUGGACUCUUGCUCCAGAGCCUUCCAGUCUUGGUCGGAGACCUCCAUCCUGGCCCGACAGCAGGUCUUCCUCCGCUAUCAGCAACUCAUCAAGGACAACAUCAAAGAGCUUGCCAAGUCCAUCACGGUCGAGCAGGGAAAGACCCUGGCUGAUGCAGAAGGGGAUGUGUUCAGAGGCCUGCAGGUGGUGGAGCACGCCUGCAGCAUCACCUCCCUCAUGCUGGGGGAGACCCUCCCGUCCAUCACCAAAGACAUGGACACCUACACACUGCGUCUGCCGCUGGGCGUGUGCGCCGGCAUCGCCCCCUUCAACUUCCCCGCCAUGAUCCCUCUGUGGAUGUUCCCCAUGGGCCUGGUGUGUGGCAACACCUACCUGCUGAAGCCCUCGGAGCGAGUCCCCACCUGCGCCAUGCUGCUGGCUCGCAUGCUGCAGGACGCCGGCGCUCCGGACGGCACGCUCAACAUCAUCCACGGACAACAUGACGCCGUCAACUUCAUCUGCGAUCAUCCGUCCAUCAAGGCCAUCAGCUUCGUGGGGUCCAACCAGGCGGGCGAGUACAUAUACGAGAGGGGCUCCAGACACGGGAAGAGGGUCCAGUCCAACAUGGGAGCCAAGAAUCACGGCGUGGUGAUGCCUGACGCCAACAAGGAGAACACCCUCAACCAGCUGGUGGGGGCUGCCUUCGGGGCGGCGGGUCAGCGCUGCAUGGCGCUGUCCACCGCCGUGCUGGUGGGCGAGGCCCGGCGCUGGCUGCCGGAGCUGGUGGAGCGAGCCAAGGCCCUGCGUGUCAACGCAGGAGACCAACCUGGUGCAGACGUGGGCCCCCUGAUCUCUCCGCAGGCCAAGGAUAGAGUCUGCAGCCUGAUCCAGAGCGGCGUGGAGCAGGGCGCCACCGUGCUGCUGGACGGCAGGAACGUCAAAGUCAAGGGCUACGAGCGUGGCAACUUUGUGGGUCCCACCAUCCUCGCCAACGUCACUCCCGACAUGAAGUGCUACACGGAGGAGAUUUUCGGGCCGGUGCUGGUCGUCCUGGAGGCCGACAAUCUGGACGAAGCCGUGAAGCUGGUCAACAAUAACCCCUACGGCAACGGCACCGCCAUCUUCACCACCAACGGCGCCACCGCACGCAAGUACACUCAUGAGGUGGACGUGGGCCAGGUCGGAGUCAACGUUCCCAUCCCGGUCCCGCUGCCGAUGUUCUCCUUCACCGGAUCCAGGGGCUCAUUCCGAGGAGAUAUGAACUUUUACGGGAAACAAGGAAUCCACUUCUACACUCAGAUCAAAACAGUCACCUCCCAGUGGAAGGCUGAAGACGCCACUCUGAAGAGUCCCGCGGUCACCAUGCCGACGAUGGGGCGCUGAAGGCCGUCCAAGCAUCGGGUUCCAAAACUCACCCUGUAAAUACAACCAAGAAGAACUAAACUCACUGGAUUUAUCACAACCUGUAUUUUGUAAAGUGGCCAAGCGCCAUCUAGUGGUGCUUGAGUACAUUUCAGUACACACUAAACCUCUGAAAAAAAAGACAAACCACAUAAGUGUCAGUUUCUGUCGUUGUUUUAUGUACAGAUCACAAAUAUUAUUCACAAAAGUCAAGCAAAGUGUUAAAAUGACAGAAAAUUGAAAUGACAAGUCACAAUUUUAAGACUUUGAAAAAGCCCCAAGAAAGUCAAAACGGUGAGAUGUUGAGUUAAGGCAGUGACCCAGGUUAGAUUCCUCUCAGUGACUGAGGUUAGAAACUAAACAAGUUACGAAGUCACACAACACAGAGGUAGAGAGGAUGGGACGGCACACACACCUAACUGUCAGGGUUGGCAGUGCCAGCCAGGGGAGCUGGCCGCCCUCCAGCCUCUAGCUCAUGUGGGACUUGAACUUACAACCCUUGGUUCACAUGCAGCCUCAUGAUAUAGAGGGGUGAGAGUCAAUAACCGGCGUUGCGUGAUAGAUAAAGAGCACACAGGCUCCGGGGUGUGAGGUGCAGUCAGAGUUCACGCGCUGUGGAUCCUGGGCAAGCCGCCUGCGCUGCAAGCCUCAGGCUCAGGCUCCGGCGCCUCCGUGAGGAACGUGCUCGCUGGCCGCCGCUCUUUCAUUCUGGAAGGCAGAGAGUUAAUGACACCAGAGCUGAUGAAGUCGCCAAAGUGGGGCAGAGAAACAACACAUGCUAAUUGCAAGGAGGAAAGAGCAACAAUGUAGACUGUAAUCUGCGAGCGAGUCAGUCAUCUUCAGCAUGAAGCGGCUGGCGUAAUUACACCUGACAGCUCAGCAUGAAAGAAAGGUGCAAAUAAAAACCUCGACAUCAAUGUCGCGCGCGUUUGAACCGCACGAUGAAGUGAGAUUAUACAGGAGCCGGAUGAGAGGGAAAUUGGAAUAAAGCCGUAAAUGAAUUACAAGUCAAAUCCAGUGAAAAUGUCAGAGGCUGUUUUUGGGUUUAAAAAGAUUAUGCAACGCACUGUAAAGCGAGUCAAAACUAGUGAGUGAAAUUGGAAUUGAAAAACGUUUAAAAUAUGGCUCCAAAAUCACCAUGAACAUGAUGAAAGUAAAAUCUUGAAACACAGUGUCAAUAUUCUGACAGUUUUUUGAGAUGACAGAGAAGUUGUGCAGAAUCUGAUUCAUUAUUAUUAUUUUUGUAGAAAUAGGAAAAAUAGGUUGAAAUAACACUAAUACUAAAUAUACUUUCAUCAUCAAUAUGAUGAAACAUGGAUAGUGACAUCAAAACGUAAAUACAGGACUGAAUCUCACAGUUCAUUGGACUUAAGCCACCAAUACUGAUGUAUGACCACCAGUGAAUACGACUAGAAUUAAAA